Molecule: messenger RNA, 150 nt
Organism: Thermothielavioides terrestris NRRL 8126
Lineage: Eukaryota; Fungi; Ascomycota; Sordariomycetes; Sordariales; Chaetomiaceae
Exons: 1
Source: RefSeq, a predicted model, not a curated record
CUCUCUAAGAUAGCAUUCGACUUCCUCUUAAUCCUAGCUAUAUCUUCCAAAUAUAAGAGACUAUUUAGCUACACUAAGCACUAUAUAAGCUAUGAACGACACUCGCUUUAUAUAGAUUUAAUCAAUAUACUACAAUGCUUAAAGAAUUAG